Molecule: messenger RNA, 3279 nt
Organism: Osmerus eperlanus (European smelt)
Lineage: Eukaryota; Metazoa; Chordata; Actinopteri; Osmeriformes; Osmeridae
Product: CUB and sushi domain-containing protein 3-like
Exons: 9
Coding region: 78-1082 (334 amino acids)
Source: RefSeq, a predicted model, not a curated record
UACUCGUACCACCUGUGAUAACCCAGGAACACCCGCUAUGGUUCCCUCAACAGAACUAUGGCUUCAAGGUGGGCAGCAUGGUGGGGUUCCAGUGCCAGCCAGGUCACCUGCUCCAGGGCUCCACCACGCGUCUCUGCCAGGCCGACCUCACCUGGAGCGGCCUCCAACCAGAGUGCAUACCCCACUCAUGUAAGCAGCCGGAGAGCCCUGAUCAUGUGACAGUGGUGUUUAUGGAGCUGGCAGGAUAUGGCUUCACGCUGGUCUACUCCUGUCAGCGGGGUUACUUCCUGUCUGGAGGAUCAGAACACCGAGUCUGCAGGUCCGACGGCACCUGGAGCGGGAAGACGCCCGUGUGUCGAGCUGGAUCCAAGCUAUCAGAGAAGCCCAUGAAGCCAGCUGCAGGGACCCCCAGCCCUAAACUCAAUGUUCCAGAUGACGUGUUUGCGCCCAACUACAUCUGGAAGGGUUCCUAUGACUACCGCGGCAGGAAGCGUCCCAUGACCCUGAGCAUCACCAGCUUCAACGCCUCCUCCGGGAGGGUCAACGUCACGCUCUCCAACGCCAACAUGGAACUGCUGCUCUCAGGUGUCUAUAAGAGCCAGGAAGCUCGUCUGUUGCUGUUGAUGUACGAGGUCAGGGAGUCCAGCCAAUCAGCUCCAGGCAAGGUACAAGAGGAGACCUGGGCCAUGGACGGCUUUGUGUCUGCUGAGCCAGAUGGCUCCACCUACGUGUUCCAGGGUUUCAUACAGGGUCAAGACUUCGGACAGUUUGGACUGCAGAGGCUAGGUCUGAACAUGUCAGAGAGUCACAACUCGGCCCCUCCUCCUCAUGGCACCAACAGUAGUUCUGUUGCCAUAGCAAUCCUUGUGCCUUUUUUCGCCCUGAUAUUUGCAGGCUUCGGAUUUUACCUUUACAAACAGAGGACGACUCCCAAGACGCAGUACACGGGCUGCUCCGUUCACGAGAACAACAACGGCCAGGCGGCGUUCGAGAACCCCAUGUACAAUACCACCGCCAAGGCUGUGGAGGGCAAGGCCGUGCGCUUCGACCCCAACCUCAACACUGUCUGCACCAUGGUGUGAUGGUUUAACCCGACCUCCACCACGGUGAAACGGUUUAAACCAACCCCCCCCUCCCCCCGCCCCCGUCCAACACUGUCUACACAUGGUGUCAUGGUUAAUGACUAACGUGAUGCCGGCUAACGGGAUGCUAGCUAACGCAAGGCUAGCUAAUGCAAGGCUAGCUAACAUGAUGCUAGCCGACACGAGGCAAGCUAACAUGAUAUUAACUAACAAGGGGCUAGCUAACAUGACGCUAGCUAACGUGAUGCCAGCUAACGUGACGAUAGCUAACAAGGGAGUAGCUAACGUGACGCUAGCUAACAAGUUGUCUGAUGAAAUCCCCACCCUGACCCCCUCUUGAUCCCCUGACCCCUCACCUGCAGGAUUUUUUAAAUACAAACCAGACAGACAGACACUUCCUGUCCCAACCCAACAAUCAGACUCUAUUGGUGGACUCUCGUACAGAGGCAGAGCCUGUGGAGAUGGAGGCAGGAAGCCAGGGAGUGACUCUGAUGAUUAAAGCACAUUUUUCAGGAAGGCUGACUGACAGACAGACAGACAGACAGACAGACAGAUGGGGAGGAGGAGGAGGAAGAGGAGGAGGAAGAGGACUCUAAGAGAGUGAGGCCUCCUCCUUCACAGGUGACCCCCUGAACCCCCCCCCCCCCCCCCCCCCCCCAGGUCUUGGCAGCGGCUCGAUGAUGCGUUUCCUCUGCUGGGUCGUCCUGCACUCUGAGAGUGCUUCUACUCUCCUGCCACCCCGGGGGGCUUUUAUACCGUUAAAUACCGUUAACCGUCCCCCUUCCCCCGCAGUCUGGCCCCGGGAGCUUCAUCAACUAUAUUUUUGUGCUAUUAUAUUAUCACUGGGAGCCGUUGCCAGGGGAGACGGAGAUUAUACGAAGAGUUUAUAAUAAAAUGUAUUUAAAAUAUAAAAAAGAACAAUAUGUUUCCAAUAAACACUGUUCACGUGUCCCACACACAGAGGUAUUUUUGGGUUCUCCUAGAAGCUCCUUCGAAGCGUUUUCAUUUUAUUUUUUUGUUUGUUUUUUAUGAGAAACUACGAUAUCGCUAACUCAGCCCCACCCUAAGCUCCCUACGCACACACGUACACACACACAGCACACACACACAGGCAACACACACACACACCACAUAUUGUCCUGAAGAGAGUGAGACAGUCACAGGAUAAACUGAAUCAAAUCUCUUCCUCUUCUCUCUCUUUCUCUCUCUCUGCACCCUUCUCUUUAUUUUGUCUUUGUCUCUCUCUUUUGUCUCUCUCCAUUCUCUCUAUUCCCAGUCACACCAGUCAGGUAUGGGGAUCCUAGAGUCUAACUUUUUGAUUUCUUAGACUGCUGUCUCUCUCUCACACUCACACAAACACACACACUCAGACACAAACUACAUUAGCAGAGUGAGCCUUUUUCAUUUGUGGUAAAUGAGUCUCCUGGUGUACUCCUGUAAUCAGAGCUGACGAGCAGCUGAUGAAACCAGGGGAAACAUAGUCGAGGAUCUGUUUCGAAAGUAUCCUCUCGUCCUAUGGGGCAUUAGGAUCCUCAUCGCUGACAUCAUCACCAGCCUUUAAACCAAUAAGAUCAGAGUUUGUUCCCCUGUGUCUCCCCACACCUCACGCAUUGUCGUUAUUUUGCACAACAUUGUGUCUUUCGUAGUUGACACGGCACUCAUUAGUUUAUUUUUUCACUUAGUAGUGUUUCAAGAUCCUCAGUUGUUGUUGAUGUUGUUGACGUUGUUGAUGUUGUUGUUGAUGUUGUUGUGGCUCGUCCGGACACAGUGCCUACCAAAAACCAUGUGACUCAACUCUGCUCCUCCUCUCUCCCCGUCACACCACACCCCUCACCGCACACACACACACACACACAACGUCCUCCCACCGCACACACACACACACUAAUCCCCACCACAUACCCCCCCGUUCUCCACGUCCUUCUCUAAAAGGGCCAUGUGUUGGCUUUCUCGCUUUUCCUAUUAAUGACUGCAAUAAGAACCCCAUGAUACCAGAAGGAGUGCCCUUCUAAGCCCCCUCUCUUAUCCCAAUGCAUUGAAAAUAUCUACAGUAAAAACAAGGAAAAACAUGACAAAAAUAUGGAAAAACUAAGUUUUUUUUGUAAAGAAAUAUAUUUUUAUGAAGAAAUUAUUUGUAAAAUGUAUGACUCUAUUAUGUAAAUUUUCAAUGCAAUGUAAGAUUAAAAAAGGCUAAUUG